Molecule: messenger RNA, 4019 nt
Organism: Cercocebus atys (sooty mangabey)
Lineage: Eukaryota; Metazoa; Chordata; Mammalia; Primates; Cercopithecidae
Product: zinc finger protein 431
Exons: 2
Coding region: 1272-2660 (462 amino acids)
Biological process (GO): regulation of transcription by RNA polymerase II
Cellular component (GO): nucleus
Molecular function (GO): DNA-binding transcription factor activity, RNA polymerase II-specific; RNA polymerase II transcription regulatory region sequence-specific DNA binding
Source: RefSeq, a predicted model, not a curated record
AAAGAACUUAAGUUGCAUUGAAAAUUUUUUUCUCAUUAUAUCUGCCUUCAAAUUUGUCAUUGAUGUUGCCAAUUAUAUAUUUUAUGUUGUAUAUUCACUAACAAAUGUUUAUAAUGAUUUCUAUGCUUUUACCUUUCAAAUUUUAGAGAAUAAUUAAUAUUUUUGCACUAUUAUUAUAAUGCUAAGAACUUCCAUUUUUGUGUAUGUGCAUUUUUUUCCCAGAGAAUAAUGUAUUUUAUAUGAUGGUAUGUUGUUUUGUUGAAUCAUGUUAUUUUCAGUAGCAGCAACGGUUAUCAGCACCUUUUAUAUGUAAGGCAUAUGAAGAGCCAAUAUACUUUUUCAGUAUUUGGUUAUUUUUGAAGGUUUUUUUCUUUCUACUUGGCAGGACAGAUAUGCUGAUGGUAUUAUUCUAACUUGAUAGCUAUUUUUUUCAGGACUUUGACUAUAUCACACAGUUUCCUUCUGGCCUGCAAAGUUUUUUUGACAGUUUACCAGCUAUCUCAUAAGACUAUACUUGUAAAUGACAUGUCGUUUUUAUCUUGCAGCUCCAUUCUCUUCUUCGAAAUUGUGCUUAUAUAUGCGUUUGUUAUAAAUAUCUUUGUGUGUAUCCUAGUGUGUUUGUUGAGCUUCUUCAUUUUGAUAUUAUUUUUUCUUUCCAAAUUUUUUAUAUUUUCCUUUAUAAUUUCUGUUUUUUGGGGUAUUUUAAAUAUUUUUGUUCUUAUCCUCAUUUUUUUCUGAUUUUCUGUAGUUCUGUGUUCCUAUUUUACUCAUUGAGUAUUCAAUUUAUUUUCAAUUUUAAAAAUUAAUAUAUACAUCUUUUUAUGGUUUCUUUCUGAAAAUCUUAUAAUUUUGAUGGAAGGAUUUUGCCCUAUUUUGUAUUCAUUGUAAUCUUUGAUUAAUAUUUGAACAUUAAAUAAAGCUACCUGUCACAUUGUUUAUAAUGUAGCUUUGUCCUGGCAUAGUCUGAAAACAAUUAUCUUGGUUUGAGGUCCUGUGAGACUCUCAAACAUGUUCUUCAAGUGUGUCUUGUCUAAAAUUUUGUGUUUAUUUUUUAGUUAAAGGAGUUUAUUUCUGUUUCAUCUUCAUCAGCAAUCAUUUGCUGUAUCUGUUCCCUGUCUGUGGUACUGCAGUCUCUCUGCUGCUGUAACAUUUACUGUUGGUCUCAGCAGACCCAAAGUGUAAUUCCAAAAUAUACCACCAUUUCUUUCAGCACUUUAUGUUAUGGGAGACCAGUUUCUUGAAAGGCCCGUAGAAGCAAGUAAUAUAGAUCUAUGUGUUCUUAUUUUACCAAAGACCUUUGGCCAGAACAAGACAUAAAAGAUUCUUUUCAACAAGUAAUACUGAGAAGAUAUGGAAAAUGUGAACAUGAGAAUUUACAGUUAAGAAAAGGCUCCACAAGUGUAGAUGAGUAUAAGGUGUACAAAGAAGGUUAUAAUGAACUAAACCAGUGUUUGACAACUACCCAGAGCGCAAUAUUUCCAUGUGAUAAAUAUAUAAAAGUCUUUCAUAAAUUUUUAAAUGCAAAUAGACAUAAGACAAGACAUACUGGAAAGAAACCUUUCAAAUGUAAAAAAUGUGGCAAAUCAUUUUGCAUGCUUUUACACCUAAGUCAACAUAAAAGAAUUCAUAUUAGAGAGAAUUCUUACCAAUGUGAGGAAUGUGGCAAAUCCUUUAAAUGGUUCUCAACCCUUACUAGACACAAGAGAAUUCAUACUGGAGAGAAACCCUUCAAAUGUGAAGAAUGUGGCAAAGCUUUUAAGCAGUCCUCAACCCUUACUACACAUAAGAUAAUUCAUACUGGAGAGAAACCCUACAAAUGUGAAGAAUGUGGCAAAGCCUUCAACCGGUCCUCACACCUUACUACACAUAAGAUAAUUCAUACUGGAGAGAAACCCUACAAAUGUGAAGAAUGUGGCAAAGCUUUUAACCAGUCUUCAACCCUUACUACACAUAAGUUCAUUCAUGCUGGAGAGAAACCCUACAAAUGUGAAGAAUGUGACAAAGCUUUUAACCGAUUCUCAUACCUUACUAAACAUAAGAUAAUUCAUACUGGAGAAAAAUCUUACAAAUGUGAAGAAUGUGGCAAAGGCUUUAAUUGGUCCUCAACCCUUACUAAACACAAAAGAAUUCAUACUGGAGAGAAACCUUACAAAUGUGAAGUGUGUGGCAAAGCCUUUAAUGAGUCCUCAAACCUUACUACACAUAAGAUGAUUCAUACUGGAGAGAAACCCUACAAAUGUGAAGAAUGUGGCAAAGCCUUUAACCGGUCCCCACAACUUACUGCACAUAAGAUAAUUCAUACUGGAGAGAAACCUUACAAGUGUGAAGAAUGUGGCAAAGCUUUUAGCCAAUCAUCAAUCCUUACUACACAUAAGAGAAUUCACACUGGAGAGAAACCCUACAAAUGUGAAGAAUGUGGCAAAGCUUUUAACCGAUCCUCAAAUCUUACUAAACAUAAGAUAAUUCAUACAGGAGAGAAAUCUUACAAAUGUGAAGAAUGUGGUAAAGCCUUUAACCAAUCCUCAACUCUUACUAAACAUAGGAAAAUUCAUACUAGAAAGAAACCCUACAACUGUGAAGAAUGUGGCAAUGCAUUUAACCAGUCCUCAAACCUUAUUAAACAAAAUAAUUCUUACUGGAGAGAAACUCUACAAAUGUGAAGAAUGUGGGAAAGCCUUUAAGCAGUCCUCAACUCUUACUAAGCGUUAAAAAUUGGCCGGUGCAGUGGCUCAUGCUUGUAAUCCCAGCAUUUUGGGAGGCUGAGGCGGGCGGAUCACAAGGUCAAGAGAUCGAGACCAUCCUGGCCAACAUGGUGAAACCCUGUCUCUACUAAAAAUACAAAAAUUAUCUGGGUGUGGUGGUGCGUGUCUGUAUUCACAUCUACUUGGGAGGCUGAGGCAGGAGAAUCACUUGAACCUGGGAGGCGGAGGUUGCAGUGAGCCAAGAUUGCACCACUGCACUCCAGUUUGACAACAGAGUAAGACUUCGUCUCAAAAAAAAUUUAUACUCUACAGAAACCCCACAAGUGUGAAAAACAUGGCAAAGCCUUUAAGAAGCCCUCAAUUCUUAACAGACAUAAGAUAAUUAUACUGGAGAGAAACUCUACAAAUCAGAAAGAUGUGACUACUUUUGACAAUGCUUCAAACUUUUCUAACCAUAAAAAAAAUUAUACUGGUGAGAAAUCCUAGAAAUCUGAAGAGUGAGACAAAGCCUUUAAAUGGUUGUUACACUUGAUUGUAGGUAAGAUAAUUCAUACUGGAGAAAAUGCCUACAUGUGUGAACAGUGUGGCAAAACUUUUAACCAAUGCUCACACUUUAUUGCCAGGAAAGCAUUUAUACUUGAGAUAAAUUAUACAAAUGUAAAGACUAUGAAAAAACCAUUAAUAGCUGCUCACAUUUUACUCAACACCAGAGAGUUCAUGCUUAAUAAAAGCAUUAUAAGUGCAAUUACUGUCAAAAGAUCUUUCAGAAAAUAUAAGCUUUUAUAGUGAAGAGUAUUUAUUUUGAAGUUGAACAUUACAAAUAUAAAGAGGAUUGUAGUGCCUUGUAUCACAGAUCUUAUUGUAGACAUUUUCUUCUAGAGGAAAUCUCUGAAGCAGUUGAUCAAACUUUGUUCAACAUCAGGGAAUUUAUAUUGAAAAAUUGUGCAAGUAUAAUAAAUUUGGAAAAACAAUUUUUCAAAAACUACAGCUUGGAAAUCAACAGAGUUAUACUAGAACAUAUUUUUCCAGAUGCAAUAAAAGUAAAAUAUUUAAUCCAUAAUUAAGUCUAUGGAAAUAUCAGAGAAUUUGUGGUAGAAAUAUAUAAGGUACUGGCACUUCAGGUAUACUAAAUCAGAGUGCUGAGUAUAGAAAAUCUAAAACUAAAGUUGGUAGAAAAAUUAUUUGUAUAGAACUUUAAGAGGAUCAGAAGGUUUUUUGCAGAGUUAUAACUACAUUCAAAGUAUACUUUUAUUUCUUGAAAAAUAUUCACAGAGUUUUUGAAAAGUGAAUAAUGAGGGCCGGGCGCGGUGGCUCAAG